Molecule: messenger RNA, 4101 nt
Organism: Esox lucius (northern pike)
Lineage: Eukaryota; Metazoa; Chordata; Actinopteri; Esociformes; Esocidae
Gene: maco1b
Product: macoilin 1b
Exons: 11
Coding region: 174-2213 (679 amino acids)
Biological process (GO): neuronal signal transduction
Cellular component (GO): rough endoplasmic reticulum membrane
Source: RefSeq, a predicted model, not a curated record
GCGAAAAGAGGAGGUUCUUGAAGAGUCUUUUAUUUAUUUCUUUGUUUCCAGUAGAAAUAAUAAUAACAACGAUAUAUUAUUACAGGGACUUCAUUGUUGUAUUUGUCUGCUCACGCAAGAAAACUGGAUAAGAUUACAGUUGGAAUUAAAAAGCCAAAGCGAAGGGGUAGAGGAUGAAGCGGCGCAAUGCGGACUGCAGCAAACUCCGACGGCCGUUAAAACGGAACCGAAUCACUGAGGGUAUAUACGGCAGUACCUUCCUGUACUUGAAGUUCCUGGUGGUCUGGGCACUGGUCCUGCUGGCAGACUUUGUGCUCGAGUUCAGGUUUGAGUACCUGUGGCCCUUCUGGCUUUUCAUUAGAAGUGUGUACGACUCCUUCAGGUACCAGGGUCUGGCCUUCUCAGUGUUCUUUGUGUGCGUGGCGUUUACCUCUGACAUCAUAUGCCUGCUCUUCAUACCCGUACAAUGGCUGUUCUUUGCUGCCAGCACCUAUGUGUGGGUGCAGUAUGUGUGGCACACAGAGAGAGGGGUCUGUCUCCCCACAGUGUCUCUUUGGAUACUCUUUGUGUACAUAGAGGCAGCCAUCAGAUUUAAAGACUUGAAGAACUUCCAUGUCGACUUGUGUCGACCAUUUGCAGCACAUUGUAUUGGUUAUCCCGUGGUGACAUUAGGCUUUGGCUUCAAGAGCUACGUCAGUUAUAAGAUGCGCUUACGAAAACAGAAGGAGGUGCAGAAGGAAAACGACUUCUACAUGCAGCUCUUACAGCAGGCCCUGCCUCCAGAGCAACAGAUGCUUCAGAGACAGGAAAGGGAGGCAGAGGAAGCUGCAGCAGCAAAAGGUGUAUCUGAGGUGGAGUCCACAUCCAUCUCACAGAAUGGUGCACCUGGCAGUAAAAAGAUGUCUGCACCGCUUCCUGAGCUAGAGUACAGAGAAAAAGUUAAAGAGGGCCGGGAGUCUAAAAAGCAACACAACAAUAUCCUGCCAUCAUCGGUAGAAUCUAAACUCCAGGAGAUGGAGUACAUGGAAAACCAUAUGAACAACAAGAGACUGACCACAGAACUGGUGGGCAGCACAGAUAAUCUGCUGCUAAAAGAAGAGAACUCUUCCUCCUGCUCUUCCACCUCUUCCUCAUCCUCCUCCUCAAAAAACUACAAGAAUGCCAGCGGCAACGUGACCGUUAACUCCUCGCCCCGUGGCCAUGGCACAACCAAUGGCAGUGUCCCUAUGUCAGCCCCUCCCUCUUCCUCAGGGAAGAACGAAAAGAAGCAGAAGUGUUCAAUGGGGCGAAGCCCAGCAGUGAGUUCCCACAGAGACCCAACUGACAACUGCAUUCCCAACAAUCAGCUUAGCAAACCUGAGGCACUCGUACGGCUGGAGCAAGAUGUGAAGAAGCUGAAGGCAGACCUGCAGGCCAGCAGACAGGUGGAGCAGGAUCUACGCAGUCAGAUAGGCUCCCUGGGCAGUGCUGAACGCUCCAUCCGCUCUGAGCUCGGCCAGCUGCGACAGGAGAACGAGCUACUGCAGAAUAAGCUCCACAACGCUGUCCAGGCCAAACAGAAGGACAAACAGGCCGUGGGCCAGCUGGAAAAGAGGCUGAAGGUGGAGCAGGAGGCCCGCGCCGCCGCAGAGAAGCAGCUUGCAGAUGAGAAGAAACGCAAGAAGUUGGAGGAGGCCACUGCUGCCAGAGCUGUGGCGCUUGCAGCAGCGUCCAGAGGGGAGUGCACAGACACGCUGAGGCGGCGCAUCACAGAGCUGGAGACCGAAUGUAAGAAACUGACCGUGGACAUCAAGCUCAAAGAAGACCAGAUCAGAGAGCUAGAGAUGAAAGUACAGGAGCUCCACAAGUACAAGGAGAAUGAGAAGGACACAGAAGUGCUUAUGUCAGCGCUGUCAGCCAUGCAGGAUAAGACCCAACACCUAGAGAACAGCUUGUCUGCAGAGACCCGCAUCAAACUGGACCUCUUCUCAGCACUGGGCGAUGCCAAGAGACAGCUGGAAAUCGCACAAGGUCAGAUCCUGCAGAAGGACCAGGAGAUCAAGGACCUGAAGCAGAAGAUAGCAGAGGUGAUGGCCGUUAUGCCUAGUAUCUCGUACACAGCCGACGGCAGCAACAUGACUCCUGUGGCUCCUCACUACUCCUCCAAGUUCAUGGACACCAGUCCCUCCGGCCUAGACCCUAAUGCCUCCGUGUACCAGCCGCUGAAAAAGUGAACGCUCCCUCCAGGCCUCCUUCCUCCCUUUUGUUUUUUGAUUUUUUAAAGCCCACUUCCAGAUUUGCUCGGCAUGUCUGUGUCUGAGAACUUUUUUUCCCUCUCUCGCCAGGUCAGAAGGAUGUUGUAUUGUGUGGCUGUAUUUGUUGUAGUAAAAACAAAUGUCCACUAGAAAUUCCCAGUUUUUUUUCGUUUUUUUUCUUGUAAAUGUGUAGUAAAACUUCACAUAAUUCGGCAUGUAUCUUAUCUAAGGCAUUUCAGUUCUCCUCUCUCCUCCACCUUUUACCAGGUACUUGAACUCAGAUCUUGGGAUUGGUUUUAAUUUAGAACUAUGAUGCGGAUCUCUGCAAGCAGAAGUGUUCACCCUCAUUUCCAGUAUAUAGAAAUGAUGAUGAUCGCUGAGCACGGAUAUCAGUUUCAUAUUAAGAUAAGAAAUGAUCAACACGCCCGAAAGAUUGUAGCGCAAAGUUCUCACCGAUUCUUGCCCAGUUUUGCCAAUGUUAUUUUUCAGUCAUAAAUAUCCGAGGCCAAAUUUAACCUUGUGUUAGCUGUUCUUGGGAUUUGCAGUAUUGAUUUUGUUAUACAUUUAAAAAUAGAUUAUGCAGUCUUUUGUUUUACUUGAUAUUGCUACGAAAAGUUGGAUAACUUUAAGAUGAGGAAAUGGCUGCAUAAAGAUAUUUUGUUUUAAAUUUAAGAUAUUCAAAAUAAGGUGUAUCAAAUGCAAAAUGAAAUGUAUUUCCCUUAAAGCGGUCUAAUUUUCAUAAGCCUUUCCAAAAGUGUUAAGAGAGAAUAGUCUUUCACAUUGUCAUGAUCACUGUGCCUUGAGACUGGACCUCCGUGGUGAAAGGACUGAAGUGCAGAGCUUUCCAACCACACAUACAAUAUUACCCCCAACCUUGACUUGUCCCUGACAGUAGGUUCAGUACCAAUAGCUCAUACUUUUUCAGCUGUUCUGGUGAUAUGGAUUCUUCUCUGUUUUAGCAUGAUUAUGUUACUUCUGUUCAGUGCAUUGAUAUGGUAAUGUUAGCCACUUCAAAGUCUACUGCAUACAGGUCCCAAGCUCACAGCAUGGUCUCUGCCCUGUAUCCAAGGAUAACACAUCUCUCUGCAGUACAUUCUGUUUUGUUGAUUUAAUUCUUGUCCAACUUGUUUUUAUUGUUUUGACUUAAAUUGCACUGUUUUAAAAAGAAAACACAAGCUGUUUGAAAGGGAAAGACCAUUAAUGGAUUUUGUAGUAUGUAUACAAGAAACAAGGCUCCGGAAAUGCCAAACAAGACAAUUAUUUUCCAUAAUUAAUUUUGGUAAGAAUUUGAAUUUUGUGUCAAAUUCUUCAUUGGGUUGUUUUUCCUGAAUACUCAACUUCUGCCCUUGUGCCAAGAAAGGAAUGUACUGCCAAUACAUAGGUAGAAAUGUUUGACAAACUGGUUACCAGUCUGUAGUAGACUGUUUAUGUAUUUAUUAGUGAGGCACUAGAAAAUUACAUUUUCAGUUUUGAAUGUUACAGUAUUGGUAAUUGCCAAGGGUGUUAAGAACAGUCAACUGUUUUUUUCCCUCAGUGUUUUUGGUAUGAUUAUUAUUUCCUGCAGGGAGGAAUAGCUUGAGUCUAAUGUGGUUUUGCUGUCAUCCGAAAUGGUCAUGUUGCGUGUGUGGUUAUGACCUGUUGUAAAUGGAAAUGCUUUUUGCCCAGAUUGCUAGGUAUGUUAUGGGCUCCUAAAAUGUUGUGAAAAUUACAGUUUAAUCAGUUGCUCCGUCUUCUGAUUUUGAAAGUAUAAAAAUACAGUUAUUUUUGUUUUCGUUUUUUUUUUUCUCGAUUCCCUCAGUCAUGUCUGACCUCGGCUGCACUCUUGCUGUCUGUGAGGUUUACAAGGAAUAAAUUAUUUUCUUGCAAA